AUGGUAGCUAAAGCUAAUGAUGCUGUGAGUAGAGAUCUUGACGUGGACAAAAUCCCUUUUAGACCAUCCCUUGAAGCUAAACUUAAAGAAUUGGUGCAUAACAUUUGCUUACACGAGAUCAAGCUAUGCUCUGCCGCUGCAAAAGAAUUUGUUAAGUUACUCAAGGGAGAAACUGGCGGCAAUCUGCUGCGGCUAUAUUUCCACAACUCACCAAACUUUGCUGAGCUUCUAGAGGCAUGGAAGCUUCGACAUGAUCGCAAACAAGGACCAUCCUAUAUAUUUAAGCUUAUCCAUACGAUUUUGAGUCAUCCAGAGGGAAAAGGUGGAUCAAUUGCUAUUGAAACUGCUAUUGACCGGUUUUCUAGGUUACUUUUUAGGCAAAGACUGGAUGACAUUUACAAAGCAUUGAACAGCAAUGAGGGAAAACAAGUAAAAGCUGCACUUUUACUCUUGGCUUCGAUAGUUAGGCGUGGUCGAGGCAUAGCAUCAGAAGUAGCUGGCAAAUUUGAUAAUUUUAAGGGUUUGGCAAAACUGGGAGCGUAUAAAACGCAAGGGUCGCGCAAGCUUAACAUCAAACACUACUCAACGAGGAAGGCCUUUGUUGCGUUUGCAAUAUCUUUCCUAGAAGUUGGAUUGCUAGGGUUUGUUUUCCGGCAGAAGGAAAUGUAUUCUAUAGUCCUACAAGGCCUUGGGACAGAUUCUGAAGACACUGUGGCUUCUGUCUUGUCAACCUUGAAGGAUAAGAUCCUUGUUAAAGAAUCAUCAUCGCUUCCUCCUCCUCCUCCUCGAAGAAUUAGUGUUCUUUUCGGAAUCAAAACACUAAAGCAGCUAGCUAGCAUUUCAGUAAGAGAGGAUGGUGGGAUUGUCAAUGAGUUGGCCCAUGAUGUUCUUCUUCAAGUUUGUACAGAGCCCUGUUAUGGUUUGAUGCCAGAUGCGAACAGAAACCUGGGAGGCGAUCCAAGAAGACUACUAGAGCUCAUGAAGAGUUUGAGAGCAACAGAAUAUUGUUAUCACCUGGAUUUGCUUCUAGCCAUUGUUAGGGGUAGACCGUAUUUUGCUUCAGCUUUCUUGGACGAAUUUCCAUACAAUGUGGAAAAUCUUGCAUCACCAUCCUGGGUUUCUUCAAUUUCCUUGGCAGCAAAUUUGGUAUCGUCAGUAAGAACUUCAUGUUCCUUUGGCUUUCUUAGUCCGGAUCAACCUCCAUCCGCGGGUUCUGAUGUUGAGACUAUCAUGAAAUGCAUAUGUCCCCGACCAUUUAGACGGUCAUUGUUCACCAAAAGGAUGCUUCAUUCUGAUAUUCUUGUGAAACAUGGGACCUUGAGAUUUCUCUUAGAGACGCUGAGGCUGUUGGAUUCUUUUGUUUCUGCUUGGAAACUUUGCUCGUCUCAUAGCUGCUCUGCCGAGCAAAUUCAGACUUCUCUUGAGCGGGAUUUCAUGGGUGAGGUGAGAAGCUUUUUUCCAGAUUUUGAAGUACUGAAACAGUCUCUGGGCGGAACAACAGAGCUAUCUUGCAAGAGAAAAGCAGUGUUAGAUAGUGAAUCAGAAGGUAGAAAAAAACGCUUUAAGAAUGAUGUUUUGGAAGAAGAUAUCGUCAUUGGUGGGGUAACUUGUGAUAAGGAUCUCUUUUUGGCGGAGGAUGCUGUGAUGACUGAUCAGGCAGAUGCUGAAAAAGAAUUUCUUGGGAUUGUUUCAGAAAUUUGGGGCUCAGAGUUUUGUUCAAAGCCUAUCGACUCGCUCGAAGAAGCAGAGAUGUUCUUUCAGAUAAAGCUCCUGGAGGUCCUCAGGAUUUAUGUGCGUUCUGUGCCUAAUGGGCUUGAAGGAUCGUUUAAAUUCUUCAUGGACCUUCUGAUCAGCUCUUCAAUUAAGACUGUUGGAGAUCGUUUAUUCAAGCAAUGGGACAUUGUCAGAAUCAGCUUGUCCCAUUUUAAAGGUGUAUCAAUUGGUUUUAGCCCCCUAACUGUUUGUAUUCUGCAAAGCUGUGUGAGGCUACUAAAUUCUGAAUCUAAGGCAUACUCUUUACCAGAGAAGUCAGAAAUAUCUCUGUACGUCUGCAGCACAAUGAAAUAUCUUUUGCAAACUCAGGUAGAUUUCAGACCACUCUCAUGUUUGGUUCAGUCAGUUUUGUCUGAGGUGGUUGAUGGAUCUAAAGAUUGUUUAUGUGAAUGGAGGCCAUUGAGAAUGUUACUGCUUUUCUCACAAUCUUUGUCAGAGAAAAAACCUUUCAUCUCGCAUCCCACAAGGACAGUAAGUCUACUUGCUGACACUUGUUUUGCAGACACUCUUGAUGAGAUCAAAGGACUGGUGAGAAGUAUUUCUCCGGAUCAGGAUGAAUUUGCAGGGGUCGUUAAAGCGUUUACUUCUGCGUUGGUCUGCGCAACACCUGAAUCGAUUUUGGAGAAUUUUGACUCUGUGAUGGCUGUUUCUUGGGAUCUCCACGGAACAUCAUUCUCAUUUUUACAUUCCAUCUCCUUUCUUGACGAAAACUUCCUCGGAAACCUUUUAAAGCUAUCGCCUGACUUAUUUUCAGAAGUUACUUCUGAGUCAAGGAAUCUCCGUGAAGGAACAGUAGAUUGUGAGAUUGAUUUUGCUGACCACUCAUCAUCCAUAACUGAAGAAAUCAAAAGUAAGACUGACUUCUUUUUAGAGCAGAUGCCUUUUCCUGCAUUGCUUGACGCAGUUAUGAGGAUGGAUAUAUCUUGCUUAGUGGAGUUUCCAAGAAUAUCAGAGCUACUUCUGCUAAAAGUCUUGCAACCUAAAAGUGAUAGCAUUGAUUCAGACAUCCGAUUGAUACUAAACUGGCUCUCCCAAAUACGAUCAUCUUACAAGGCUCAGCCAGCUCCGGUACUCUGUCAUCUCUCUGAGAUCUGCUUACGUCUCAUGAAGCACUUGCUCUCUCAAAUAUCAACUUCGGACAAGUUGCUUGCUCCUUUUGCAAAGUGGAAGCAUCAUCAAGUGGCCCAGACAGUUCUUUGCCACCCAGUUAUGAUGUCACUGUUGGAGAGUCCCUUGGAUUGUGGCACAUUACCUCGAUUGCAGAAUGUUGACAUUUUUUCAGAAACGUCUCUGAUCAGUGAAAUAGAUCAACACAUCCUUGACCUAUUGGUUUCUAAUUGUGAGCACUUUUUGUUUGUUGAGAGACACAUUGUAGCAAAUAACUCAAUUAUGGCCAUCAAGGACUUGGUCGAAAGGCUUCUCUUGGUAUUCAAAGGCAAGUUUGAGAUUACAUGUGUUGGCUCUCAAAGUUACGCUCCGCUUCUGCAACCAUCACAACUUAUUCAUGCUUUGCUGAGAUUUAUAUCACCUGUUAAACUUUUCUAUCUUGCCCGUUCCAUGCUGAGUAAAACCGAGUUGUCUAGCCCAAAUUCGAGUAUGGUUCUCAGUUUGGGGUUGGAUAUUGCUGGUGGAGCUUUUGAAAUGCUCAUGUUGUAUUCACACGAGCCGGCUGCUAAGAGAAGGGUAUAUGAUUUGCUUUGGGAAUUAGAAGAAAAUAAUUAUGACAGUAACCUCAUUGAGGAAGUAUAUAGCGUGGCAUGCAAGUUUUCUACCUCUUUAGGUUUGGUUUCGGCAGAUAACUAUUUGCUUAAAGUAGUUGGUGCCAUUUUCAGAGCAAAACAUAGUGUUAACCCAUUGACCCUGAUAAUUUCAAAGAUUACUGGAAGAACUCCUAAAGACUUGAUUAUCCAUUGCAUUAAUCAGGCAAACAUGACUAGAGCCAAGAUAGUGUUCUAUCUUGUGGAGUCAAGUCCCUUGCAUAUGUCAGUCUUUGGACACUUUUUCUUUAGUAAGCAACAGGAUGAAAUUGGGCUUACGAAUGAUCAGUUUAUCAUGCUUCUCCCUGCUGUGCUAUCGUAUCUGGCAUCACUUACUGCAAAACUUGAGAAGCCAUGUCGUAGAUGUUUGGAUAUAACUUCAGUUUAUUCAAAUAUACUAAUAAAUGGUUUUCUUCAGUGGCCCAAGUUUUUGUCUGAGUGCAUCUUUGAAGAGAAGUAUGAAGAGAUUCUUCCGUCGGCGACUACAGAGGAUAUCGACACUAUGUUUAAUGCGAGUCUUCUUGGGAAGGCAGUACGUAUGUUACAGUAUCACUUUGCCUUGACUGAAAGUCCAACUAAAACAGAAGAUCUCUUGAAGAUAUUCGAUUUCAUGUUGGAUUACGAGACAAAAGAAGUGGAUGUACAGUCUGUAGAUGAUAUGUUUAAUGUUGCUAUCCGUGUAGUUGCAAAAGCAGAAAUUUCAAGGAUCUGUUUGUUUCCUGAGGAUAGCAGUAGUAUGUUUCAUUUAGGUACUUGUGUGAAGGAAAGUUGUCCAGAAAUGGGAUCGAACAGAGAGAGUUUGUUACUAAAUGCUUUAGUUAAUAGUUGGCAAUCUGCUGUCAAGAGAUCUGAUGCUUCUUUUAAAAGGAACUCCGAAGACAAAUGUUGGUUCCUCUGCAACAGCCUUGAAAACUUCAUUUUGACAAGUAUUCUAAGGUUUUUGCGUGACGUGUGUGAGAGGCUUGUUCACUUGGAUUCCCUUCCUUUCCUGGAGAGACUGAUGGAAUCAGUUCUUCUGUAUAGAUUUGAGGACUCAAAGACAUUGAAGAUGUUGAGGGAAAUUCUCUCCUUAUUGUCUAGAGGAAAGUACUCGUAUGCACCAUAUCUCCAACUCCUAAGAUCUCACUCUCAGUUUACACCGACCAUCAGCUCUCUAUCCUCACAUACAGGUGACUCAUUCAGGCCUGUCUCAAGCAUUCUGAAACAUCUUAUAAUCAUCCCAAGUCCAAAUUCUGUCGGAGCUGGAAGUUGUUGUCUCCAAGCACCUGACUAUGUGAAGCAGUUGGAAAUUGUCAAAAUUCUCAGGGUAUUGCUCUCCAAAUGUGGAAAAGAUUCAGGAAUCAAUCUAAAAGAAGUGCACUUUCUUCUCUUGUCUUCUUAUGGUGCAACUAUGAGCGAAAUCGACUUAGAGCUCUACAAGUUGAUGCAUGAUAUCGAGCUGAUUGAUGAGGAAAACAGAGUGAAUGUUUCUGAAACAGAUUACUUGUGGGGUAAGGCUGCCUUGAAAAUGAGAGAAGGGCUGCUUGCAUCAUACGGUGGUGAAGCUGAUUCAGUGGAAGAUAUCAGGCAGAGCCUUUUCAAAGAGAAUCUUUGUGUUGAUCCCAAAAUAUGUGCUCAAACUGUUUUGUAUUUUCCUUAUCAACAUACUGCAGAGGUAUCCGAUAACUCUUCUUACUUGUAUAAUGAUGAUCCAAUGAGCAAGCAGAUAUGCUCACGUGUUAUUGAACGAUAUGAUCCGGCUUUCAUCCUGCAAUUCUCAGAACACUCAUUGUACACGGGAUAUAUUGAACCUGUGGAAUUCGCCAGUUUAGGCUUGCUUGCAGUUGCGUUUGUGAGCAUGUCUUCAGCAGAUCUUGGUAUGAGAAAAUUGGGCUAUAAUACUCUUGGCAGAUUUGUGGAAGCCCUAGAGUGCUGUACGAUGAAUGAGCAUGUAAAGAACAGACUUGGGCUUCUGCUUUCGUAUGUGCAAAAUGGAGUUGAGGAACAAUGGCAAAGAAUCCCAACUGUUUAUACUGUUUUUGCUGCUGAGACAUCUCUGAUACUGUUGGAUUCUUCUCACGAACAUCAUGUUCCCAUAGUUAAGUUUUUAAAGACCUCAUCUACACUGAAGCUGAGGGGAAUACCUUUGUUUCAUGAUUUUUUCUUGAGCAGCGCUGUUGGAUCACAGAGGCUCUGGAUACUUCGCCUAGUGUGCGUGGGCUUGAAAUCAGAAGAUGAUGCUCAAAUUUAUGUUAGAAACUCUGUCCUUGAAAUAGUGAUGAGUUUUUUCUCAACUCCUCUUGCCGAUGAUGAAACUAAAGGACUAAUCCUAGAGGUUGUGAGAAAGUCAGUCAAAUUCCAUAAGUUGGCCCGGCAUCUAGUUGUAAAUUGUCAUCUCCUGCCAUGGUGUUCAUCAUUCAUCUCAAUGUUUACUAGAAAACCCAUUGGAGAUGAAUAUUCGCCCUUUCUAGUUGUCUUAGAGGUCAUAACUAAUGCACUCGCCUCGAGAAACGUUACAGAGUGGUUGCAAAGAUUUGCCCUCGAAGGGCUAAUGGAAAUCUCAUCGCGUUUAUACAGACUUUUAGGUGGUGGAUUGGUUUCAAUACGAGAAAAUGGUACUUGUGUUGAUUUGAUUUUGCAGAUACUAUCUCCUACUCUAAAGAUGUCACAGAAACGAGAAAUGCACCAGCCACAUUUUACCAUCACAAUCGAGGGGAUAUUCCAAAUCUUUGAGGCUGUUGCUAAUUGCGGUUCUCCUCAAUGCGAAGCUAAUGCAGAGCGUGGGCUUGACACUAUAUUAAUGAGCAGCCCGCCACUUGACAUUAUAUGCAUGGACGUGGGCAAGCUGAGAAGGUUUCUUUUGUGGGGAACCUCCACAGCCUUGAAGAUUGACCUUAAAAAGGGGUCUAAGCCUAGUGAGUCUCAUCAAGACUCUAAAACACGCACUGAAGAAGGACAAGAAGAGACUAUGGUAGCAAAGUUUCUACGCUGGCUAUUGGUUUCAGUGAUUCUUGGAAAGCUUUAUUCUGAAGCUCAUGAUUCGGACUCGACAGUCUUGAGUGAAAAAAAGCCAGAAACUUUGCUAACGUUAUUAGAAAAUUACAAGAUUAGGAACCUCGGAGACAGCAUGACAAAGUCGGAGCACGUGAUAGGGGAAGUAAUCUUACAUCUCCAAAAGCUUGUGUGUACAAACUACAGGGUUUUUCUUCCCACAGUUGUAUUUGCACUUUCUCUCAUGUUUCUUCACAAUGGCCUCGGUGAUUACAAGCUCAUCAAAUCUUUGUGUUCUAGAAUUAGUAUUCCUCCAGAGGCCUGGAGAUGGUCAUAUCAUCAGGCGUGGAAGGAUCUUUCGUCGGAACCAGCCACCGAUGUGGAAAAGAUGGAUGUACUCCAUGCGUGUCAAGACCUUUUGCUGAUAUUCUCUGAUAUGCUUGAAGAAACGCCACAGGAGGUGUUGCUUCGUGAAAGCUUUGACAUGUCCCGUAUAUUUGAAUGGGAAAGAGGUUUAGUUGAGACCUAG
Molecule: messenger RNA, 7029 nt
Organism: Eutrema salsugineum
Lineage: Eukaryota; Viridiplantae; Streptophyta; Magnoliopsida; Brassicales; Brassicaceae
Exons: 13
Coding region: 1-7029 (2342 amino acids)
Biological process (GO): maturation of LSU-rRNA from tricistronic rRNA transcript (SSU-rRNA, 5.8S rRNA, LSU-rRNA); maturation of 5.8S rRNA from tricistronic rRNA transcript (SSU-rRNA, 5.8S rRNA, LSU-rRNA)
Cellular component (GO): nucleolus
Source: RefSeq, a predicted model, not a curated record